UGGCCUUUAUCGCUCGCCCCGCUGGUCGUUUGAAACUUUAUCAGCGAGUCUCGCCACUCGCCGCAGACGCGGGCGGGGGGCGGGGGCGCGGCGAGGCGCCGGCUGCCGUGACGAGGCGCUCCCGGCGCUGAGCGCUUCUGCUCCGGGCACGCAUGGCGCCCGCACACGGAGUCUGACCUGAUGCGGACGCAAGGGGGUUAAUAUGAACGCCCCUCUCGGUGGAAUCUGGCUCUGGCUCCCUCUGCUCUUGACCUGGCUCACCCCUGAGGUCAGCUCUUCAUGGUGGUACAUGAGAGCUACAGGCGGGGCCUCCAGGGUGAUGUGUGACAAUGUGCCAGGUCUGGUGAGCCGCCAGCGGCAGCUGUGCCACCGACACCCAGACGUGAUGCGUGCCAUUGGCCUGGGCGUGGCCGAGUGGACAGCAGAGUGCCAACACCAGUUCCGCCAGCACCGCUGGAACUGCAACACCCUGGACAGGGAUCACAGCCUCUUCGGCAGGGUCCUGCUCCGAAGUAGUCGGGAAUCUGCCUUUGUUUACGCCAUCUCCUCAGCUGGAGUUGUAUUUGCCAUCACCAGGGCCUGUAGCCAAGGAGAAUUAAGAUCCUGUUCCUGUGAUCCAAAGAAGAAGGGGACCGCCAAGGACAGCAAGGGCACUUUCGAUUGGGGUGGCUGCAGUGAUAACAUUGACUAUGGGAUCAAAUUUGCCCGAGCGUUUGUGGAUGCCAAGGAAAGGAAAGGAAAGGAUGCCAGAGCCCUGAUGAAUCUUCACAACAACAGAGCCGGCAGGAAGGCUGUAAAGCGGUUCUUGAAACAAGAGUGCAAGUGUCAUGGAGUGAGCGGCUCGUGCACUCUGAGGACGUGCUGGCUGGCCAUGGCCGACUUCAGAAAAACGGGCGAUUAUCUCUGGAGGAAGUACAAUGGGGCCAUCCAGGUUGUCAUGAACCAGGAUGGCACUGGUUUCACUGUGGCUAACAAGAAGUUUAAGAAGCCAACAAAAAAUGACCUUGUGUAUUUUGAGAAUUCUCCAGACUACUGUAUCAGGGACCGGGAUGCAGGCUCCCUGGGUACAGCAGGCCGCGUGUGCAACCUGACUUCCCGAGGGAUGGACAGCUGCGAAGUCAUGUGCUGCGGGAGAGGCUACGACACCUCCCGUGUCACCCGGAUGACCAAGUGUGAGUGUAAGUUCCAUUGGUGCUGUGCCGUGCGCUGUCAGGACUGCCUGGAGGCCCUGGAUGUGCACACAUGCAAGGCCCCCAAGAGUGCCGACUGGGCAUCUCCCACAUGACCCCAGCGAAGGUUGCCAUCCACCUCUCCUCCUGCAAGGACUCCGUUGGCUCUGCAAGGACUCUGGGUCUUUGGGUUCUCUCGGGAAGGUAUUCCUAAGGCAUGUGGCCUUUGUCUCAUCAGAAGCCCCUUCUCCCUCCCUGGGGGCCCCAGGACUGCGGCCACAUGCUGCACAUACAGCAUGCCCUGUUCUCUCUGACUUCCAGCAUCCUGGGGCACAUCUCCUCCUGGUCAUGACAGGCUGUUGGAAGGCAAGAGGGGUGGGCCCAGCUCACUGUCUCCACCCUCCUAGAAGUUUUGCCUUUCUAGAGCAGUUGGCCAGAGGGGAAUAGUGUCUCAAAGGAGCUUUUUCUGUAUCUUCCAACAAAUGCUCACAGUUAAUAAAUUCCAUGCUUCUCUCUGGAGGGUAAAGUAAAGAAAGCAGGAUCAGCUGUCACUGAGUUAACUUUAAUUCUUGAAAAGACCAAGCAAGGCUUUUGCCUGAUCAAGUGAUUUUCACGGCCACCACCUUCAGGGGUAGUUGGUAAGUGCCUGGAGAAUGAUGGCUUUCAAUAAAUUUUAGGUUUAAAAUGCAUGUUUUUCAAGGCAUUUAUUGCCAUAUUGAAAUCUGAUGUGACCAGGUGGGACUGCUGUCCUUGGGCAAGUUUUGAAUCUUUGCAAUAGCAAAAGCCGCAGAAAGUGAUUCCUUUGCGAUACUGUCCCCUCAAUAUAAAGAAGCUUUAGGGAAUGAGGCUUUCUUCUCACUCAGGAUCUGAAGGGAUUUAAAAAGAAGAUUGACAAUCUGGCAGCAUCCUGUAUCUACUGGGUGGAGAUGGAGGAAAAUACCUUAGUGAGUGGAAGACAAGAAAAUGUGUCUGUGCAGAUAAGGAAAACAAGGGGGAAUAACAUUCCUAUGUGGUAUGGUGCAUGUGAGCCGUGGAAUUUUGUAACUGAAAUGGUUUUGAGAAUGACAACUUCAGGGCUGACAAGAUCAGGGAACGAAAAUGCUGACAAGAGGUUUCCAGAGAGUCAUGCCUGGACAGCCUUUACCAUAAGCAGAUGCCCAAAAGAAGUUGACUGUGUUUACCAUCAUUACCCUUCAAGCACAUUUUAAAGACCUGUCAUAUUAAAUUGUGUUCAUCUGACACUUACAAGACGACGAGAUAUCAUAGCCUAAAGCAAAUGACACACAGACUUGCCUGUAAAGUCGGUAACCCUGGUAUAUUAUACUGCAAACAAAUCGUAACUUGGAGACUAUAUUUAAGGGACCCAGCUGUAAUUGUGGGAACAUGAAUAUGCAAGUUGUAGUUGGCUUCUGCCACGAGCCAAAAGAUGACAUCUAGGGGAAAUAGAGAGGCCGCCUGCCCCAUUUUGGAUAAGAAAUGAAGGAAAGGUGAAAUAUAGGAAGCUGCUUCUCAUCUGCUUCUACAAUUAGGUUCUUGUUCUCAAUGUGAUGCCUUCACAGAGUUACAUUAACUAACAGGGUGUUUCGUUAUAUGCAUCUCGUGUCAAAUUAUUGACAUCUCCUCAUUUAAUACUUUGGCCUUCAGGUUCUCUAUCCUUGCUUUACAGCAGGACAUUUAGGCUGAGGCUCAUGGAAAGCAACAUGCUGGAGGAUUUUGUCAUAAUUGAUAUUUGCCUCCUAGCCCUCUUAAAAAUGACAGCAUUCAUCUCUUUUCCCUCAUUCCCAAACCGCAAAAUUUCUUGUCUAAUUUUUCCAAAGUGGCUCGUUCUUCUUUUUAUUCUAUGGAUUAAGAGGGUGGGAACAGUGGAGCAUGACAGUAGCUGCUCUGAGCUCUGUGUGGGCCUGUAGGGUGAGUGGGAAGGCCAGGCAAGUGGGCUCAGUCUUAGUUACACUGAAACUUGCUGUGAAUGUCUUCCUGCAAGGAUGAAGGGACUUUCAUGAGGAUCCCAAAGCCAUCCGCCCUUCUUCCUGCUGGAUGAACUGUGAAACCAUAAAUCUGUGGAUAUAUUUAGACAUGGAAAUUGACUUAGAGGACAUCUCAGCUCCCUCAAUUUGUAUCUGUGGAAACUGGGACUACGAGAGGUGCAGGGAUCUGUACAAAUAUCAGCCUUUACCCCAGCACUCCAUCACAAAUAGGACCACACUCCAACAGUGUUCAAGAAAGUUAAGCACUUUAUCUAUUAAAUGAAACUAGUCUGUCUCAGAAGUAACUCAGUGGAUUCUAAAUAAUGUUAGCAUCCAAAGGGGAGGUUCAUUGUCUUUUUAUUCCUGGGAUGUUUAGAUCUUUCUUUCUAUUCUGAAAUGCAUCCUUCCUGAUAAAGAGCAAGGAGACAAGGCAUAUCCAUGUAGAAACCUACAUAAAUUGUCCUAAUCUGUAAGGGAGACUCUGGCAACCAUCUCAAGCAUCAGUGUGUGUGGCCAUUGUGGAGGGCAUUAUAAGAGAGUGAAAUAUUCUUAUCUGCUUUUAUUUCUGAAAGAGGAAAUCGCCAUUAUUUGAAAAAAAAUGAAGAAAAGAAACAGGUGAAGAUAAUUUCAAAUUCAUUUUAUUUAGGGCUUGGUGGAGGAUCAACAUUCCAUGAUUCUAAAAUGUACUAAACUCUUGAUUAUCUGAGGCUUUUAAGGGAAGGCAUGGCAUGAAUUACCCAAAACAAAAUAAUAAGAGAAUCUAUUCAAGUCAAAUCCCCUUACAAAUUCCCUCUCAAUAAAAAUCUUAUUAUAAAUCGAAGCUUUCUAGGCCCAAGAUGAUAGCCAUUAAUUUUCUGCAUUAUCUGAAAAAGUUCCACACAAUCAGAGAUCUUGACUGGUUCACAGGAAUUUUCUUCAAUAAAGAUAUAAUCUGCACGUGACUCUGAGACCAGCAAAUGGGUUGUUUUCUUCAGUACAUUUGCCUCCCUAAAUCAGUCUGUGGUACCGACUGAUCUUUGUCUGUAUUCUGUGAACACAGUUUGUCAAGGCACAUUCUAAUUACAGCAUCCUGGACAGCCCCUCAGGCUCUGAAAGCGUCAAUGCCCUGCCCGAAGAGACCCCCCUCCAAUGGCUUAAGUUUAAGCACAAAAGCCCCAGUGCCAAGACCACCCUCAGUUCUGGCUCUGUGCUCCUUGGGGCUGGGGGCCCUGGCAUGUUAUUGGACCACAGAUGCUUCAGGGUGGAAGUGGGAGAGACAUAGGGCAUCUCAGAACACUGACUCUCUUAUACAGAUGUCACUGGAUUGGAAUGAGCAUCCCAGAAGGACCCAUCAGAUGGCAAUUUAAUCUGCAUGGGGCCAGAUGAUGGGAGGGGGAAUGAGAGGGAAACAGCCAGACAGCUGUUGCCAAGUGAGUGGCUGAGCUUGGUCAUGGCAGAGAGUGGCUUUUUCAGCUCUUGUUGGUAACCUCCACUUUUCCUCCUGCUGUUGCUUCCCUGUCCCCUCCCAGCACCUACUACCAGACGCAUAGGGAGACCCAGAGGCUGAGGCCUCAGGCCACUGCUCAGAUCCCCCAUACCUGUUGUGUAGCUCUGCUCCAGGCCACCAACGUUAAUUUCAAUAGAUGUUUUCAAUUGUCAUAACAUAUUCCUUUUUCUUGGAGUUUUUACAAAGCUUGAAAACAUGAGGUAUCACGUUUCUUUUUCAAAGAAGGUAGGUUUACAGUCAGAAAAUCCAGCUUCACCUCAGCAUUUCCUAACCCUAUGAAUUUACUAAGGAAUCUUAACAUCGACCCUCUGAGACCUACAGCGGGCCUCUCUCUCAGAAGCAGCCAACAUGACCAUGCUUGCGCUUGUGCUUGGCAGCAUUCUCAGGCCAGGAUAUUGUUAUUCCUUCUCAUUUCUUAAAGGCUGGCCCGGGGCUGGUGUUGUUUCGCUCAGGUGAAAAACAUUCAUCUCCCCUCUUGCCCACUCUCAAAAUAAAGGCUCAAAGAGGUGUCCAAUGGACCAGAACCAUUCCUUUGUGUCUAUUUACUAUACUUCAACCUGGGUUCCCUUAUCUUCAGAGCAAAAGUUGUACUCUUAACAAAUAGACCUCGCCAGUUCCAAAGCUGGUAAAUGCUUCUGUCAGGCCUGUGCCGACUUCUGAAAAGCAAUGCCCGGGUGUCAGCUGACAGCUCAGACGUGCUUCUUUCGACCUUCUCCUUACCUAGGCAGAAAAAACUUUCACUCAUCCAUGAGAAUGUUCUUUACAUUUUUCUGGGGAUCAGCAAGGUGACAGGUGGUUUGCAAAGCCCAACAUGAUCAUUAUUUUUCUAAAUCAUAGUUGUUCCAGCUCUAGUUUUUUUUUUUCCUGAUAUUCACAUGGAUUCCUGUUUAACCAAACCUCCCACUUCCACAAGCUAAUAAAAGUGUCACGCAGAUUGUUACAAAGAACUAUUGUUAUUUACAAGUCUACAUUUUCUGUGAAAUCAAAACAUAAUAAAGA
This is a messenger RNA of Equus quagga, 5618 nucleotides long. RefSeq names its product Wnt family member 2 (gene WNT2). Lineage: Eukaryota; Metazoa; Chordata; Mammalia; Perissodactyla; Equidae. Gene Ontology annotation, biological process: neuron differentiation; canonical Wnt signaling pathway; cell fate commitment. Gene Ontology annotation, molecular function: cytokine activity; frizzled binding. The transcript has 5 exons. Bases 203 to 1285 code for a protein of 360 amino acids. The record is from RefSeq and is a predicted model, not a curated record. Gene Ontology annotation, cellular component: extracellular region.